AUGGAAUCUGUAGUUCCACUGUAUAGGGCUGCUAUCGAUCUACAAGAUGAUGACAUUCUUGUGCCGCCUCCGGACGAGCUCAGUGAGGCUGCUUACACUAAUACCAAAUUGGAUCACAUAUAUAAAGAGAAUGAAAAUGAUAAUGAAGACGAUGAUGAUAAUGAUAAUGCUGACGAGAUUGAAAAUGGAAAACAAAAUGAUAUUGAAAGUUACGAAAAUUACAAUAAAAUCAAUGAACCACACGAUCAUGGCAAUCUAGAUACUUACACUGUCAAGUCAGCAACCUCUUCCAACUGGAAGUUGAUCCGUGUCAUGGCUGGUGCUCACCAGGGCUGGGUACGGUCAGUUGCUGUAGAUCCUGUAACCAAUAAGUGGUUUGUAAGUGGUUCUUCAGAUUCUACGAUCAAGAUAUGGGAUUUAGCUACACUGAAGCUUAAAGCUACUUUAACUGGGCAUAUUAUGGGGGUAAGGUCUCUAGCAAUAUCUAAGAGGUUUCCAUAUCUAUUUUCUGGUUCAGAAGACAAGACAGUUAGAUGCUGGGAUCUUGAACGAACCAAUCUGGAGGCUGGAUGUCAGAUCAGGGACUAUCAUGGCCAUGUAGGUGGCAUCUAUGCUAUGGCAUUACAUCCAGAAUUGGAUUUGCUUUUCACCGGAGGCCGUGAUGCAGUCAUUCGAGUAUGGGAUAUCCGGUCAAGAAACGAUAUAAUGGUGCUUACAGGUCAUAGAAGUGAUGUCAGCUCUAUUGUAAGUGAAAUAGGAGAUCCUCAAGUGAUCACAAGCUCUAUGGAUGGAACUAUACGGCUAUGGGAUAUACGGAAACAAACUACUUCGUUAGCUAUAACCCAUCAUACAAAGAGUAUUCGACUGAUGGUGAUGCACCCGUUUGAAAUGACACUUUGUUCUGGCGACUCUAGUGGAAAUUUGAAGCAGUGGCUUCUUCCUGGAGGUGAACUCUUGAACGAAUUUGGUAAAGCUGAUAAUAGUAAAAUUAUCAACUCGUUGGCCAUCAACCCUGCUAGUAAUGUGUUGUUCAGUGGAUACGACAAUGGGAGAAUGGAAUUCUACGACUACGUAAGUGGAAAUCUUUUGCAAACUGAUAGAAGCACGCCGCUAACGGGAUCAGAAGAGUCACCCAUAUAUGCCUCUACAUUUGAUAUGUCUGGCUUGAGAUUAAUAACCUGUGAAGGAGACAAAAGCAUUAAGAUCUGGGGAGAAGAUAAGUAG
This is a messenger RNA of Scheffersomyces stipitis CBS 6054, 1224 nucleotides long. RefSeq names its product mRNA splicing protein. Lineage: Eukaryota; Fungi; Ascomycota; Pichiomycetes; Serinales; Debaryomycetaceae. The record is from RefSeq and is a predicted model, not a curated record. Bases 1 to 1224 code for a protein of 407 amino acids. The transcript is spliced from 2 exons. Gene Ontology annotation, molecular function: protein binding. Gene Ontology annotation, biological process: mRNA splicing, via spliceosome. Gene Ontology annotation, cellular component: Prp19 complex; precatalytic spliceosome; catalytic step 2 spliceosome.